Molecule: messenger RNA, 2412 nt
Organism: Helicoverpa armigera (cotton bollworm)
Lineage: Eukaryota; Metazoa; Arthropoda; Insecta; Lepidoptera; Noctuidae
Gene: RabX1
Product: ras-related protein Rab-31
Exons: 6
Coding region: 146-835 (229 amino acids)
Cellular component (GO): Golgi apparatus; endosome
Molecular function (GO): GTP binding; GTPase activity
Source: RefSeq, a predicted model, not a curated record
CUUUUUUUUAGUUUCGUAAAAGUUAGUGAGAGGCUAACGUGUUUCGCGUCAAUUAUUUCAUUGUUUACUCAUUUAAUUAAUAAGAAAACAAUGUAAAGUGACAAAUAUACCGUGUUAUUGUUAAGUUUAUGUGUUUGUGUACAAAAUGAAAGUUAUUGAAGCUAAGAUUGUAGUUCUAGGAUCGCAAGGUGUCGGCAAGACCAGCCUUGUGGUCCGCUACAUAGGCAAGAUGUUCUCCAAGCACAUAUCUCCGACGAUAGGAGCUUCAUUCUUCACCUGCAAUAUCAACCUGGACAACGCUAGGGUUAAACUUCAGGUAUGGGACACAGCAGGACAGGAGCGGUUUCGCUCAAUGGCACCAAUGUAUUACCGCAACGCGAACGCUGCGCUUCUAGUCUUCGAUAUCACUAACUUUAACAGCUUUGUCGCUAUCAAAGGAUGGGUUAAGGAAUUGCAGAGUAACGUCCCAGAAGCGAUGGUGCUAUCAGUGGUGGGUAAUAAGAGUGACCUGGAAGAGCUUCGAGCCGUGCAGGCGAGCGAGGCGGCACAGUUCGCCGAGUCCAUCGGCGCCCACUACUGCGAGACCUCUGCGCUGCAUGACCAGCAAGGAAUAGACGAAGUAUUCCUGAACACGGCGGCUGCUCUGCUGAAGCUGUCCAGCUCCAACCUCGUCUCCUCGCUGCGGUCAUACGACUCCGCCGAUGUUGACAAUGAUAAAAUACCUACAGGUUCUCCCACAGAAGAAGACGCUACACAUACAGGCAAAGUGGAACUACCAGCUUGGAGUAUAGACAGCAUUGCACAUGGCGACGUCCAGAAAAACAUGUGCUGCUGACCGACGAGCUUCGAGGCCACUAGAUGGAUGGGUGGCAGGCACGAGGACUUAUGUGAAAAGUGUUAAAAGUGAUAGUGAAAAAGUUAAAAGUGAGAUUUCAUCAGUGUGUGUCAACAAAUGUAUCUCGUGGUGUACUCGCUGUAGCAAACAGUAACACAUUGCGCGAACAAAAAAAAGAAACACAUUUUCGCGUACCAAUUUUGGUGAAUUCUCAUCAAGUAUCUUUGCUUAUACAAAGUUACUAAGCACAGAGUUAUGAAAAAAAUAUAAUUGAGUAUACUCGGGGUAUCAAAUGGCUGUCUUGGGGCCAAUUUACACUAGAAUGAAAUGGAAUUAUAGGUUCAGUCAAUUUCGCGAAUUCCCUAUAAUUCUCACGCAUUCCACUGAUUCACUGAGAAAAGCUAAUUUUUGAAAAUGCGGGAGUUUAAAUAUUAAUAUCAAAAACCUAAACAAGUAAGCCAAUACUGUGAGAAAUGGCUGAUGAAUUAAACCUUUUAAAUAUAAAUCUUAUUUCACGAAAUAUAAAGAAGAAAAAGAUCUACUUAACCAUAGACUAGGCAUUCUGACAAUGUCUAAAAAUCUGUCAUAAUUUUUUUAUAUUUUAUAAGCAAAAGUAAAAAAUCACAAAAAUAUUAAUUUGUACUCGAAAACAUGUGAUGUAUCCACUAUAAUUAAUUUAAUACAAUUUUGUAUUGUAUUAAAAAGUAAAAUAAAAACAAAUACAAAAUGAAACUAAAUCUUAUAAGAUUCACAAUUAGGCGAAUAUACAUUCCCGUAACAGUGUUUACAAUGGAAGAUUAUUUUUGGAAUAAUUCCUAAAAGAAUAUCUGAUUCUUACAAUUGGGUAAUAUUUUUUAUUCUUAUUUUAUGUUAUUUAUUCAUCUAGCUGUGUCCCGCGGUUUCACUUGUGUCUUGAAGAAUUUGCUUGCUUGAACGCGCUAGUCUCAUCUCAAAAACUCCGAUUUAGUGAGAUAGGUAUUACUUAUCGAUAAAGCCUCCUUUUUAACUAGGUGCACGAAGUUGUUACCAAGGGAUGUAAAACAGCUGGCGGUAGCUAGAGUUAUUACAUUAUAGAUAGAUCAUAGAUUACCACUUUAUCAGAAUCAAAAAUCAUUUAUUCGAACCUGGCUGCAAAACAGCACUUUUUGAACAUCAAAAAAAUUACAAGAGAGAACCCCAAAACGUCCCCUCUACCUAUAUGUUUUUGCUGUCAAGAAUAAGUGGCGCAACAAACUCCCCAGCAACACAUGUCUGUCUGAUAUCUACCGGGUACGUGAAAAGCGUAGUUAAAUUAUAAUAGGACACAGGUGAAAUCGCGGGAUAAUUUAGUAUUAAAUAUACUUACAAAUAUUUUACAAGACAUUAUUUUAACAUUCCAUUAUGACUAAUUAUUAUUUCUAAUUUUAAGUACACAGGUCUGUAUUAUAUUAGGUUAUUUUAACUACUUAUGAUAUUAUGUAUGUAACAUUGAUAAAAAAUAUGAACAAAAAACGGGAAAGAAAGAAAAAAUAUUUUAUUUUUACCAAGCUAGCUUUUAACUAUAUUACUAGGUUUUUAGCUCAAUUAAUAUUCAACUC